AUUUUGAUUAACGAACAAACUCAAACAGUAGCGCUUUAUGAAGCGGUGGCGCCGGACAUAGUUAACAAGCAAUUCGUGUUUUAAAUAUUGAGUACUAAAGUUAUUUUUAGAUUGAUAAUGUGUGUGUGGUUUGUGUGAAGUGAAAUGUGGGUUUAGUGUUUAUUUUUUUUUAAUAAUAGAACGCAAUUUAGUUCUUUAAUUGGACAGCCAAUUGUGUUGCCAAUGUUAUAGAGAUUCGCAUGCCGAUUGGAGGUCAUUUUGUCACGAUGAAAGUUGAUACGUCGUACAAAUUCUACGUGAUCCAGUUUCUGCAAUCGCCGUUCAAAAACGUCGAUGACUACGUCUGCGUGCCUUCGACUUGGUUGGAAGAUAGGGGAUCCAAAGGGAUCUACGCUGCCUACCCCUCUGAAAGACUGCCCACAACAAGAAAUAUUGUCAAAUCCAGACAAGAUUAUGAUAAGGAAUGGAAGUUUUACUUAUGCAUACCUAAAUAUGGGACCAAUUGUCCCUGGGAUGCUGAGAAUAUCAUCCGCGUAGAGAGUAGCAAGAAACUGAACUCAAUCUCUCCACAAGUCCCUUCGAAGCAAAGUGGAUCUGAAGAAAACAAACCCAAGACCAAACCAAAGAUGAACACUCGAGAUGAAUUAACACAGUCCCUCAAACGCAAAGUAUCAAUAGAUAGUAGAAAUAGAAAAACUGCUAGAAUUGAAACAACUUCAGAUGUACCUGAACCUACAGGUAAUCUUUUAACGUCAGAAAACAAAUCAGCAUUUUGUAAGGAUUUAGCUGGUAUGAGGUCCAGAUUACCAGAACUACUUAUUACAAAGUCUCAAGUAUUUGACCUAACUGGAAACGAAGAAGAAACCCCCUCUAAUACUUCUCACGUCGAGCAAAUGCUUUCACACCACUCAGAAACAGGAACUUCAAGUAAAGCAAAUCAUCGUAGAAAAAGUGCUCCAGAAACAGUUGAUAGUACUAUUACUUCGAGUUUAAAUUCUUCAUUGCAAGUCCUAAAAGAAACUCGUGAUUCUGUAAAUAAUAGAAGAAAUAGUACGUCCACUAGGCCUUCCAGCCAACCUGGUCAGCUUCCAACGAAUACAACCAAAAAUCCUCCUACCACAAGCUCUAUGAAAAAACUGACUGAUAAAGUAAUUGAAGAAAGCAUUUUAAGCAAAACUGAGGUCAAUCGUCCGUUACAAAAUAAUUUACCAGCUAAGACUAAAGAACGAAGAAGUUCGGUGAGAAAGUCUACUGAAUUAAAUACAUUAAAUAACACACGUCUUUUACAAGAGUUGAUUAUGAGUGGCGGCCUAAAAGAUGUCGAUAAUGCAUCUUUGCAAAAUUGUUUAAAGUAUGUACAGGAAAUCGCACAAGAGACGCUCGUUGCUCCGUCAAGUACGCAAACAGGGCUAGUUGUUCCACAAGCUAUGCAAGCUGCACAAGCUACUCCAUCGGUAACGCAAGCUAUGCAAGUUGCUCCACAAGCUGCACAAGCUAAACAAGAUAUGCAAACUACUCUUCAAGCUAUUACACAAGUAGCUAAUAAACAAGCACAAAAAAUUAAUAAUUCUCCCGGAAUUCCAUACCCAAUAACAGCAAAUGCGCCCAUUUUGUACCAAGAUCCGCAUGAACGACAAAUAACAACUGAAAUAUCUACUGUAUCCAAGAUUAUAGAUUCAAAUUAUUCACAAACCAGGGCGCACAAUGCAUCUAAUGUCCAAAAUGUAUCAAACCUCCAAUAUUUUCCUAACAAUAAUCAGAUUUUUGGAAUGUCUCAACAAAGACAAGCUGAGCAACAAAUAGCAGCGAACGGAAAUUAUACUAAUCAAUUCAGCUCUUCUAGUAGUAUAGUUAGUGGGAGGGUAUCGGAUGGAUCCUAUACAACAUGUCGUCCGUCGAGACCAAAAAACAGUGUGCCAUUGAACGCCCAAAUGCCUAAUUCACAGCAACAUUAUGCUGCUUUUGGGCCCAAUAUGCCUCAGAUAUCCAAAACGACUGGUCCUAAAAACCAAAUGCCAUCUAACACUAAAAGGCCUAUUUUACCGCACAAAAUGCCGCCGACAUGCAACUGGAUUCAUACUGUGUCAAAAAUACCGAAUCCGAAUUACCCGGAAUGUCAUAGAAAUAUUCCGAAUCACCCGCACUCAUAUAACGAUCGCAAUCCAGAAUAUAAUUACUCGCAUUCUGAAGCGCAACUACUACAGGAUUUGUUGCAAAAAAUCGGAACAGGACACAAGCAUCCGAGCUUAGGAGUUCCCAUGUCAGUUAAUACACAAAAUCAUCUGCUUGCGUAUCCUCCAAAUGCGGCUAAUCAGUUAAGACAGUUGCAAAGUGCUCAUGUAAACAACGCAGUAAUGCCACAGGCUUAUACAAACCAUCCUAAUCAAGUCCCACAAGUACAAGUACAAGAAAAUAUUACUGUGAGGCCUAGAAGCAAUGAUACUACACAACAGGUCCCUCAGAGACAUGACAUGCCGCACGAUAUUGCAACUGCAGUACAACAAAUUUCCAACUCCGCAAGUAAUUCUAACGAUAAUACUAAUUCAGCAGAUAUUUUAAAUAAUAGUAACCCAAUCGCAACUAACGAAAAUAUGAAAGAGAAAACUGAUGAAACAAGAAUGAUUAUAGAGAAUGAAGGAGAAAAAGCAUUAUCUGUAGACGAAACUUCUAAUACUAAUAUGACGAAGACACCCUGCCAUCCUGUUGAAAAACUACCAGCAUGCAAUGAAAUCACAGAUGAAGAGUGUCAUAGAAGCAGUAGCGCAGAUACAGUAAAAAUAGAUCAAAUUCCUAAUGAUUCUGAAGAUGUAUUAACUGAACUAACAAACAAAAUUAACUAUGUAUUAUCACCAACAUUCCGGGCACAAAUCGAGAUUAAUUUAAUAAAAGAUUUUGGUAAAAUUUUACAGAUAAUGUCUAAUAAUUUCGACGAAAUUCUUGAAGUACUAAAUCGUGACCAAAAAAUGAUAAUGGAGAAAAAGGAAAUGCUUGACAAAGCUUUAACAUCAAUCGCUUCUUAUUUAGAAUUGCAAAACGAAAAUCCCGCAAAUGUAUUAAGAACGAAACAUUCGGCAUCGCAAAAUGUAAUUAAGAAAAAGAAGAAUAAAAAACGACGAAUAAAAGAUGCUGAUGAUGAUGUCGACGAAUGUAAUUAUAGUUCUGAUGACAGCGAUAGUCAUGAUAGUGAUCGCAGUGAUGGUUCUGAUGGAAAUGAUAACAACAAUGAAGGUGAUACUGAUUCUAACAAUGAGGAUUUAGAUGGCAAAAAAGGUUCUCUCUGUAAUGAUAACAAACACUCUGAAGGUAAGACUAGUAAAACGAAAGAUGACAAGAAGAUUACUGACGGUGAUGGUAAUAGUAUUUCCAAAUCCGAUUCUAACAAUCGUAAUGAAGACACAAAGAGGCGAGGCAAGAAGCAUCCAUUUGUGUUACCACGAGAAUAUUCGCCGACAAAUCCGAGAUGGACGUUGAUAUACCAAAGCGCCGCUCAGGGUACUAUAGAACUUUUGCCAAAAACUCGUAUUUACGUAAAUGCUUCCAAAUUGGCGAACUAUAAAAGGAUUUCGAGUAGUUAUAAGGAAUUUGCAAGUAUGGUGCUGACGUUGAUUUUCAGUCGAAGUGCUUUGAGUGUGUGUUCAUGGACCGGGGCAAGAGCUAAUGCUUUUGCAGUGGACAAAAAUGAUGUAAGGCCAGGUUUGGAUGAGAAUGCAAGACAGGUGAUGUUGAAUUACGUCGAAAGGGUAGGACGCAAAAAGAAUUGGGGGAAGUACGACGAACAAAGUAUUGUUAACUCUCUUCGCGCAAAGAUUCAGUCUGUAAGGAAAUUAAAUAAUAAAAAGCUCAUAAACAAAGAGUAAGAACUAUCUGUGGAAGAUUAUAAUUUUUUUUAGCGUUGAUAAGUACGUGUUUGGCCACCAACCCGCUUUUUGCUGGAAUGGCGAAGCGAAAAUGUGGCCGAGGAUGGAGCACACAGACUUAGAAAGUAUCUAUUCACUCUGACCUUGAAAAGAUUGUAUUUCUCAGGAAAAAAAGGCGGCAUAUUGUUCCAUUCCCUGGCUGCAUGACACCCAAGGGAAGUCCACCACUGUAUAGGGAUGAUAAUGCGCCGACUUUCCACUAGUCCUAUGUUGAAAGGAUGGCGGUAAGAUAAGGUCGAAUAGAUCAGAUGCACACUCCAAAAUGUAUCCUGUAGAAGAUAGACAGACUAGCUACAUUACGGCGAUGCUCUAGACUGUGGAGCUUUCCGGAGACCGACUUCCCAGCACGUAUUAUCCUCUUUGCACGACGGUCCACCGACGGUAGCAAUAAGAUUGUAACAUACGCAAUAACUUUUUGAAUUGUACUCAUGUCUGAAUUAAGGCUUAUUUAGAUUAGAUUUAAAUACAUUUAUAAGUGUAAUAAAAUAUUAGAUUUUUCUAAA
Spodoptera frugiperda (fall armyworm) is the source of this 4420-nucleotide messenger RNA. RefSeq lists its product as uncharacterized. The transcript has 4 exons. Gene Ontology annotation, molecular function: DNA binding. The record is from RefSeq and is a predicted model, not a curated record. Lineage: Eukaryota; Metazoa; Arthropoda; Insecta; Lepidoptera; Noctuidae. Bases 240 to 3857 code for a protein of 1205 amino acids.